AUGGCGGGCAGAGCUGUAAGGGCACCGGGCGGGAGCGACUCCCGCUUCUUCACGACCACCAAGAAAGGCGAGACGCACGAACUCCGUCAGGAGCUCAACUCCCCCAACCGCGACAAGAAGAAGGAUGCUGUCAAGAAGGUGAUUGCCAACAUGACCGUUGGCAAGGACGUGGCGAUGCUCUUCACGGACGUCAUUAACUGCAUCCAGACCGAAAACAUCGAGCUGAAGAAGCUGGUGUACCUGUACCUGAUCAACUACGCCAAGACGCAGCCGGAGCUAACGCUCUUGGCGGUGAACACGUUCGUCAAGGACGCCAACGACCCGAACCCCCUCAUCCGCGCCCUGGCCGUGCGGACCAUGGGCUGCAUCCGGGUGGAGAAGAUCACAGAGUACCUGUGCGAGCCCCUGAGGAAAGCUCUGCGAGACGACGACCCCUACGUGCGUAAGACGGCCGCGGUGUGCGUGGCGAAGCUGUACGACAUCAACGCCGACCUGGUGGAGGACCAGGGUUUCCUGCAGAUCCUGAGGGAUCUCAUCUGUGACCCCAACCCGACGGUGGUGGCCAACGCGGUGGCAGCUCUGUCGGAGAUCGGGGACACGUCGGGGCGAGACGUGAUGGAGAUCGACACUUCGGUGCUGCAGAAGCUCUUGGCUGCGCUCAACGAAUGCACGGAGUGGGGCCAGGUGUUCAUCUUGGACUCCCUGGCGAAGUACACACCCGCGGACGGGCGGGAGGCGGAGGGCAUCAUCGAGAGGGUCACGCCGCGCCUGCAGCACGCGAACUCGGCUGUGGUCAUGUCGGCCGUUAAGGUUGUACUGACGUACUUGGAUAGCGUCACCAGCGUCGACACGAGCCGGUCGUUCAGCCGCAAGCUGGCGCCGCCUCUCGUAACGCUGCUCAACUCGGAGCCCGAGACGCAGUACGUGGCCCUCCGCAACAUUAACCUUAUCGUACAAAAGCGGCCCGGCAUCCUCGAGUCCGAGAUAAAGGUGUUCUUCUGCAAGUACAACGACCCUAUCUACGUGAAGAUGGAGAAGCUCGAGACCAUCAUCCGUCUCGUGAAUGACCGCAACAUCGACCAGGUGCUGCUGGAGCUUAAGGAGUACGCCCAGGAGGUGGACGUGGAGUUCGUGCGAAAGGCCGUGAGGGCGAUCGGACGGUGCGCCAUCAAGCUCGAGCGCGCGGCGGAGCGGUGCAUCAACGUGCUGCUCGAGCUGAUCCAGACCAAGGUCAACUACGUCCUGCAGGAGGCCGUCAUCGUAAUCAAGGACAUCUUCCGUAAGUACCCCAACAGGUACGAGAGCAUCAUCUCUGCCCUCUGCGAGAACCUGGAUACCCUGGACGAGCCCGAGGCAAAGGCUAGCAUCAUCUGGAUCAUCGGGGAGUACGCGGAGCGCAUCGACAACGCCGACGAGCAGCUGGAGCACUUCCUGGAGACGUUCGAGGAGGAGUCGGCCGAGGUGCAGCUGCAGCUCCUCACGGCCACCGUCAAGCUCUUCCUCAAACAGCCAGAGGAUACACAGGACAUGGUCCAGAGAGUCCUUCAGCUGGCGACGGAGGAGAGCGAUGACCCUGACCUGAGAGACCGCGGCUUCGUCUACUGGCGGCUGCUGUCGACCAACCCCGAGGCCGCCAAGGCCGUCGUGCUCUCGGAGAAGCCCAACAUCGCCGACGACACCUUCACGCUCGAGCCCGCCGUCCUCGACAUGCUUAUCGGCCAGAUUUCCACGCUGUCGUCGAUCUACUACAAGCCCCCGGAGGCAUUCGUUAUGAAGCAGGCCCCCAUCAGCAGGGCGGAGGACGAAGACCUCGACGACGACGAUGAAGACGCCGAGGAGUACGCCAACGAGGACGGCGAGGACUACGAGUACGACAGCAACAACGCCGACGGGCUAACGGGUCCCUCGGACACCUCCAACGGCAGCGGGGCCGUGGACCUCUUGUCCAUGGAUGACCUCUCCGUUAACGAUGCGCCCGCACCGGCGGCGGCGGCGGCGGCGGCGGCGGCAGUACCAGCGGCACCUGGGGGAGGAGGGAUUGUUGACUUGUUCGGAGGCGGCGCUGGGGCGGCUGCGCCCCCGGCUGCCCCCGUGCAGAAGACAGUCGUGUGUCCCGCUGCCCAAGGCGGGGGGCUGGAGAUUUUGGGGGCGUUCGUGCUCCGCGGCGGAGCGCUCUUCCUGGACGUGGACGUGAACAACCGCGACGCUGCUCCGACGCAGCAGCUGGCGGUCCAGCUGAACAAGAACACCUUCGGAAUCGUGCCCGCGCAGCAGCAGAUCGCUUUCGACCAGCCACUCGCGCCAGGUGCCUCGGCGUCGUACUCUCUUCCCAUGAGCCUCACGCCGGCGAUGCUGGCGCCGCCGGGGAGUCCCGUGGGGGCCCCCGUGCAGACGGCACUGAAGAACAUGCAGACGGGCGCGGUGUUGUACUUCAACAUUCCGGUGGACGGCCUGAGCACGAUGCUACCGCCGGCGGGGCCGAUGGGCAGGGACCAGUUCUUGGCGGCAUGGAAGAGCGUCGACGACUCGCUGGAGGUUUCCAAAGAGGCGCAAGGCUUGCCCUUCUCCGGGGACGUUUCGGCGGUGACCCGAAAGCUGCAGGAGCGCAACAUCUACUUCGUCGCCGGCAGAGAGGCCCCUGGCCAACAGAUCGUGUACUAUUCUUUUAAGCUGGUCCAGCUGCACAUGCUGGCAGAGGUGACCUUCCCGGUGGGGGGGAGCGCCGCGGCACCCCGGCUUUGCAUCAGGAGUGAGGCGCCGCCGUACGCGCCGCUGGCACUUCAGCUGCUCGAGGCUGCCCUCCGUCAGUAGUAGUAGCGUUCUGCGGUUGCUGUCGAAGCGGGGUUGGUUGUUUUGUCACGCGCUUUGAUGCGGCGUGCUGUGAAGACGCUUCUUUUUCUGUUUUCUUUCUUUGUUUCGCUCUUGUUCGUUUUUUUGCCUCAGAGGGUGGGUGUCAGCGCCAGCGGAGAGUGCUUGCUCUCGUCCUCUCCGCCUAUGUUUGUAAUGAUUAUGGAGGUGAAGCCUAGGAUCUCGAGCGAGGCGUCGUGCGGCAGAGGCACGUCACUCUCGCUUUUGCAUUGGAGACGUUCCACUACGGACAGCGACAAGUUUUGCUCUGGCUAUUUUUCGGGGACUUGUGCAACUCCAGCGGGGCUUUCGGGCGCGAAAUAUGCAGGGCAACACGGCAACACAGCACGGCGCCGAAUUACGGAAAUUCUC
Messenger RNA from Ectocarpus siliculosus, 3219 nucleotides. Lineage: Eukaryota; Phaeophyceae; Ectocarpales; Ectocarpaceae. The record is from the annotation of a GenBank genome assembly.